AUGGAGAAAAUGAAAAAACGCAGUAUUGAAGAACCAAACACAACAAACACAAAUGAAAAUAAACCUCAGAAAAGCAAUCAAGAAGAACACUCAAGUAAACGUCAAAAAACCGAGAUAAUUAAUAAUCCUUACCUGGCACACCUCAACAAAAGUCCAUUUAACGGGUGGUUUGCGGGGAAAACUACUGCCGAGCAAGCUCGAAUUGCCGAGGAAGGCGAAGUUAAUCCGUUUACUAACAAACCUUUUGGCAAGCGAUAUUAUGAGAUAUUGAAAAAUCGGCGAACUUUACCUGUGCACGCACAACGAAACGAAUUUCUUGAAUUGGUUCACAACAACCAAUUCGUGGUAUUCGUUGGUGAAACCGGAUCUGGAAAAACUACACAGUUAAGAUAA
Molecule: messenger RNA, 393 nt
Organism: Acaulospora colombiana
Lineage: Eukaryota; Fungi; Glomeromycota; Glomeromycetes; Diversisporales; Acaulosporaceae
Source: the annotation of a GenBank genome assembly